AUGAACAAUAUUGAGGAAACUGGAGAUGGGUCACCAGUGUUAUAUGAUGAUGAUGAGGAUUUGAAUGUUGGGGAGGUGGUCGAGGGAAGAAUGGAGGUGGUGGUGGCUUUGGGGAAGAAGAGGAAGAAAAUGAGAAGAGGGAUAGAGCCAAAGGAAGGAUGUGAUGAAACAAUAAUAAAGGAGGGUCGUUUACAAGACCCUUUAAUUGCGUUUGGUUCAGAUAUAAUGAUGAUGAUACUGAGCCAUCUUGACGUAGGCAGCGUGGCACUCUCUCUUCUUGUCUCUCCUAGGUGGAAUGGAGUUGCUUCCAACGAUAGGCUUUGGACCAGCAAGUUGUACAAGCAAGAUGACAGGAAUCGUACAAUGCAACUAGAAGUUCUUAGUGGGAUUCUAAGGAUAUUUGAAGAAGAUGAGUUGGCUGAUCUCUUCACUAUGCGGCUUAAUGGGAAGAUUUUUCACUCUGCAAUUUCCAUGGUUCGCAUCGUGAAGGAUGAUCUAUAUGAUCAUGCUUGGGAAUUCCAUUUUAACGAGGCGGCUCCAGAUUAUUGGCCAAAUCUUGAUCCUUACAGGGAGGGCAUAGGGCCUCCCAUGCGACGCUACUUUCAUCCAGAUGGAAGCCAAAGUGCAGAUCCAGGUGACAAAGUAUAG
Molecule: messenger RNA, 648 nt
Organism: Ilex paraguariensis (yerba mate)
Lineage: Eukaryota; Viridiplantae; Streptophyta; Magnoliopsida; Aquifoliales; Aquifoliaceae
Source: the annotation of a GenBank genome assembly